CACAAAAAUAAAAUUAUCUCCUACUCUCUCAUUCCCACUUAACAUUUCUUUUUCUCCAUAAAUUCUUGUCAGAACAAAUAAAGAAACCUUACAUUCAAAAAAGAAAAUAUAAACCUCUUAAAUAACAUAAUUAGCAAGCUGUCUAGCUCCAUGUUUCAAAGAAGUACUAUAAACAUCUUGUUUUUUUUUUUUUUCACCCUUCCAACUACAUCCGGAUCGAGACCAAGUUCGGGGUGGUUAGGUUUCAUUCCUCUUCCAAGGAUAUUGCGAGAUUCGAACACCGGUCCGUCCAACCAAAUCCAUCACCACUGGGCCAACACUAUAAACAUCUUGUGAUUAAACCCUAAAUUUAAUUAAUCUUAUAUAUCACCCUACUAAGUAAUUAGCAGCUUGUGAUCUGUUUAACAAUAAUUCCAAUAUAAAUAAGCUUAACCCCAAAGUCUCUCAAACCUCCAUAUUCUCCGCAUUUUUUCAGAAAGAGAGAGAGAAAAACCAAACACAAAAAAACACACAAAAUAAUGGAGAUGAAUGAAGAUGGUUUUUUAGAAGAGUUGUUAGCUCUAAGAAGAGAAGCAUGGGAAAGUACUAUUAACCCAUCAUCAAAUGAUCAUCAAAUCAAUGGCUUCUUUUCAACUACUACUUGGGCAUUUGAUGGCCUUGAUUCAACCUUACCCAACACCUCCACCACAUCCUAUGAUUCCUUCUCUUCCUCCAUUGAUCAACCACCACCAAUAACCUCCACUUUAGACUGCUCCUCCUUCUUCAUCCACCCGUCGUCGUCAUCGGGCCCGUUCUCUCCUCAUGAACCCACCUUCCCUGGCCCGGGUCCAGGCCCGGACCUAGGCUAUUCGAUGUCCAUGAUGGACGCCGACGACGACGAUAAUAAUAACAAUAACAAUAACAACAACGACGACAAUAUUAUUAGUAAUAAUAAUAAUAAUAUGGUGUCAUGCAAAGCUGAGCAUUCUCUCUCCUCCGGUGAGAUUCCAUCGCCUACGCAGCUGCAGCCGGGUUUCAACAUUGGGUUGUGCAUGGAGAAGAGUAAGAGUAAGGUUAAGAGGGUUGAAGGACAACCCUCUAAAAAUCUUAUGGCUGAAAGAAGGAGAAGAAAGAGAUUAAAUGACCGACUUUCCAUGCUUAGAUCCGUUGUUCCUAAAAUUAGUAAGAUGGAUAGGACAUCUAUACUAGGUGAUACAAUUGAUUACAUGAAGGAGUUAUUAGAGAGGAUUAACAAGUUGCAAGAAGAGGUUGAUUUGGGUUCUAAUCAGUUGAAUCUUAUGAGCAUUUUCAAGGAUAUGAAGCCAAAUGAUGUACUUGUUAGGAACUCACCCAAGUUUGAUGUGGAAAGGAGGAACGUGGACACCAAAGUUGAGAUUUGUUGUGCGGGAAAACCUGGACUCUUACUAUCAACUGUAACGACACUUGAAGCAAUGGGUCUUGAAAUACAACAAUGUGUAAUAAGUUGUUUUAACGAUUUCUCUCUACAAGCUUCGUGUGAUGAGGAGAUGGAACAAAAAUCGCUGAUAAACUCUGAAGAUAUCAAGCAAGCGUUGUUUAGAAAUGCAGGGUAUGGAGGAAGGUGCUUGUAAGAAAUGAAGAAAAUGUCAACUAAUAUUCAUCUCUGCCAGUUUAUUUAUUUAAAUUUAGUUUAAAGAACUUUGUAAUUGAUGGAAAAAAAAUCUAGUGAUAUUGCUCUUUUAAUUUUUUUUCCUGCUUUGGGAGCAAGAUUGAUUUUUUUUUUUUAGAUUCUUAAUAUAACAAAGAUGUUAUUAUAUGUAUGAUGUAUCAUAUCAUGAGGAGAUAUGCUUUAGUUUU
This is a messenger RNA of Beta vulgaris subsp. vulgaris (sugar beet), 1815 nucleotides long. RefSeq names its product transcription factor bHLH93. The record is from RefSeq and is a predicted model, not a curated record. Gene Ontology annotation, cellular component: nucleus. Gene Ontology annotation, biological process: regulation of DNA-templated transcription. The transcript has 4 exons. Lineage: Eukaryota; Viridiplantae; Streptophyta; Magnoliopsida; Caryophyllales; Amaranthaceae. Bases 519 to 1589 code for a protein of 356 amino acids. Gene Ontology annotation, molecular function: sequence-specific DNA binding; protein dimerization activity; DNA-binding transcription factor activity.